Molecule: messenger RNA, 1408 nt
Organism: Hyla sarda
Lineage: Eukaryota; Metazoa; Chordata; Amphibia; Anura; Hylidae
Product: PRKC apoptosis WT1 regulator protein-like
Exons: 8
Coding region: 184-951 (255 amino acids)
Biological process (GO): positive regulation of apoptotic process; apoptotic process
Cellular component (GO): cytoplasm
Source: RefSeq, a predicted model, not a curated record
UUCUGGUCCUUUGGGAAGCAGUGUCUGAUCUGCACAGCUUCGGGCAGGGGGUCUCACUCCUCCCCCAGGGAGUUCCCCCACUGCAGGCGGAAGCAGAGGGAUCCUCUCUCCAGCAAGGAGGCCAGUAUCCUGAUCACAUGGUGUAGUGUGCCUGCUGACUAGAAGUCUAUCUGGAAUCCAAAGAUGUCGAGAGAUGUGAAGAGUAACAGUACAGAGCAAGUUCCGUUUAUGGAAGAAUGGAAAGCUCGGAGAGAGAGAAUGAGGCUCCGCUCAUCUUCAAGCCUCACUGGGAGCAGGUCCAUAGAUAGCCAGGCUCAACAGGAAGUGGAACUCCAAACACAAACCCAGUCCUCACAUAGAGGACAAGCAUGUGGUAAAGAUCUUGCUUCCAAGAAAGUCCAGUCCCAAGCUGCUUUAGAUGUUGAAGCCCAUGAUCCAGUCACUUCAAAAACCAAGGAGAAAAAAGGGAGUCCACAGAAGAAGCAUCGCACCCAAAUUGAAAAAAGGAAACUAAGGGAGAAGCGACGACCAACAGGAAUAGUUAAUCUGAUUCAAACAGCUGACACUGAUGUAAAUGAAGAUAUUAAUGCAAAUAAUGAAAAUAUAGAUCAAGACACUCUUAUACAGAACCAGGAACUGUGGAUAUCAGAGGGAACUUGCCUUAACAGAAAUUCAGAGGCUAAUUUGAAGACUUUUACUUCAGAAAAUAGAGAUGAAAUCUUGAAUGCAAGACAAUCAUGGAUGGAAGAACUUCAGAAGGCAGUUAGAGAAAAGAGACAAGAUAACCACAAACUGACAACUCAGCUCAAUGACAAGGAGGGGUCUGUGCUACUACUCCAAAGAGAUGUAAAAGCCCUCACUCAGAAAAUGCUGAGAGCCAAGGAUGAAAAUAAAAGGUUGAAGGAAGAGAAUCAGAUGCUACUGAAGAUGAUGGGCCACCUGAGCAGCUAAGAUUUAGGACUGUCUAAGCUAUUCAGCUUACUGACAAAUCGACUGAUGUUUUCUCACCAAAAUAAGCAGAUAAAUGAGUGAAUGAUGAAUGAGCUUUUCAUCCACAUGUUACUACAAAGCCAUCCACCUUCAGGGACUGUACUAAGAUGAUGAAGCUGGAAGCUUAGGGUAAUAAAGAGGUUUCCAAUGUAAUAAGGUGAACACCUCACAAGUUCCUGGUGUAGCUGUGAGGCAUGUGUGGAAAGAAAAAUAAGUUAAGAUGGUAUUCCCAUAAUAAUAAUAAUAAGGUGAUAGCAUAUUGCUAGAAUAUGUAAUCAUCUACUUAUUGGAUUUGACUUCCACGAUCCUCAAAGAGAACAGCAGUACGAGUUGAGCCCCGAUGUUCCUUCAUUAAUUUACCUUGACCAGAGAUGGUUCCACCCACUUAUUAGAAUGGGGCACUUACCUGGCCGUGAAC